Cylas formicarius (sweet potato weevil) is the source of this 1214-nucleotide messenger RNA. Its product is annotated as carbonyl reductase [NADPH] 1-like. The coding region runs from base 253 to 1095 and encodes 280 amino acids. Lineage: Eukaryota; Metazoa; Arthropoda; Insecta; Coleoptera; Brentidae. The transcript has 4 exons. The record is from RefSeq and is a predicted model, not a curated record. Gene Ontology annotation, molecular function: carbonyl reductase (NADPH) activity.
GGAAUGGGUUAAUUUCUGAAAUGUUUAUUUUAACCUUUAUCGAUUUAUAUAGGUUAUGCGGUAAUUCAAAUAAUACGUGUCCAAAUUUUAUUUGUUGAUGUGUUCGCUGGACGUAUUUAUCAAGCAAUUCACGGACAACCGCAAAACUGUUUUUGUUAUUAGUGGUUACAUUUUACAGUGACAGGGUAGAUUUUGGAUAAUAUAAACAUUUCUUGGUUUAUCAUUGCAUUGUACACUUCAAUUGUCGCUCCAAUGGCAUCGAAAAAAGUUGCUGUGGUGACUGGAGGGAACAAAGGUAUCGGCUUUGGUAUCGUUAAAGGCUUGUGCGAAAGAUUCGACGGUGAAGUUUAUUUGACGUCUAGGGACGUGACGCGUGGUAGAGAUGCUGUUGAUAAGUUGAAAAAGUUGGGACUAAAGGCCCUGUAUCAUCAGCUGGACAUUACCGAUCAGAACAGCAUCGACAGUUUUAAAGAGUACAUUAAGAGCAAACAUGGUGGGCUGGAUCUGCUUGUGAACAAUGCCGCCAUCGCAUUUAAGCAAACUGCUAAAGAGCCCUUCAGUAUACAAGCGAAGGAAACAAUAUUUGUCAAUUAUUUUUCCACCUUAAAACUGUGUGAGGCAUUAUUUCCUUUGCUUCGUAACAACGCUCGCGUGGUGAACCUAUCUAGUAGCUUGGGUCACUUAUCGCAGAUCCCUUCCGUUGAUCUUCGAUCAAAAUUUAACUCCAAGGACUUAGACAUUCCCACGUUGAGUAAACUGAUGGAAAAAUUCGUAAAGGAUGCCGAAGCAAACAGACACAAGGAAGAAGGUUGGGGAAACUCCGCCUAUUCAGUUUCCAAAGUGGGGGUUAGUGCCUUAAGUAUAAUACAACAAAGAAUGUUUGAUCAGGAAGCCCCGAAUCGGAAUAUUGUUGUUAAUCACGUUCACCCUGGCUAUGUGGAUACCGAUAUGACUUCCCAUAUGGGACCAUUGACCAUCGACGAGGGAGCUAGGUCUGCUCUGUUUGCCGCACUCGAUGCCGAUUUCAAGGGGAAGUACGUUUGGUAUGAUUGCACUGUGGUCGAAUGGGACGCUCCUAACGCUCCUUCACAGUAGUGUUUAUUUCUCGUCGUUCACCAAUUUACCCAAAAGGAUUUUAUGCACGUUGCACAUUAAAGCAAACAAUUACAUCCAGCGUUUUAUUUAGUACAAUCCUCUUACUCCUGCAGUGCAAA